Molecule: messenger RNA, 883 nt
Organism: Folsomia candida
Lineage: Eukaryota; Metazoa; Arthropoda; Collembola; Entomobryomorpha; Isotomidae
Exons: 3
Coding region: 82-642 (186 amino acids)
Source: RefSeq, a predicted model, not a curated record
UUCUUUCCAUUUGGUGCAAAAAAAGAGGCACAGUUUGCGAGAGAUCGCUCAGCAGUGUGGAGUUGAUCUGAAGUCAGCAAAAUGUGGUGGGUACGAGUCGUCGUGGUCAUAUUUUUCGUGGGGUCGUCAUCCUCCUUGGUGGCGGCGUCGAUAAUGACCGUUUCUCCAGGGGAGGAAGAUGGUGGAAUUAUCGACAUUGACGCCGCAUCCACGCCGGGUCGUGGUUUCCUGGAGGAGGAGGAUUAUUACCCAGUGGAAUGGGGCUAUUCGACCGAGGAGGACGAUGGAGAGUGUGAGGAGACACAUUUUUACCAUAUCCGGGGAAGAAUUUGUGUCCCGUAUCGAUGUCCGAGGGGAAACUCGCAGAGGAAUUUUGACACGGGGCAGUGUCUCUUUACGACGGAGGAGGAAGGAGGUGGUGAGGUCAGAGGUCACGAGGUCAAAGGUCAUGACGUGGUAAAAGAUGACUUAUUCGAGGGGAGAAUGAAGACACCCUUUGCAGAAAUGCCGUCGCGUUGGUGGACCAGUAAUGGAGGGGGGUUGAAAGGGUUUGGGAAAAUGAGGAACGCCGACCGGAUGUCGAGGAAGGUCAUGAGGACGUAUAAAGGGGUCAAGAAUGCGAGAAAUGCGAAUUUAGAGUAAUUAUCAUUGUUGUCGCAAUUUAUCAAUUUCCAUUUUCUUACUGUUGCAUAAACACAUAAAAUUAUCCGAAUAAUAACUUAUCGAGACGAUCCGAAAAUAAAUACCACACAAGUAAUUUCUGCAUGUGCAAAAAUAAAUUGGCAUACACGUGUCAAGUAUGUACAUAUUGAAUUGAGAAAGACAGAUGCGUGAGUGUAUAUAAAUAUAUAUGUGUGUGUAAUAAACAGUUGGUCAGUGUCAA